Didymodactylos carnosus is the source of this 432-nucleotide messenger RNA. The record is from the annotation of a GenBank genome assembly. NCBI's taxonomy places the organism in Eukaryota, Metazoa, Rotifera, Eurotatoria, Philodinida, Philodinidae.
AUGUCGCAUGGAAAUGCGUUGAAUGAAAUAAAAUCUGUGGGUAUUGGAAUACAGUCUAGUGGUGGUUGUAGUGAUCGUAACAACAAAAAAUGUACAUCGUUGGAUCAGAUCAAUUGUAAUGCAAUAAGAUGUUUGAAAACACUCAAAACGUCAUCUGGAUGUGGAAUAACAGUAACAGGUGGAACGGAAAUUGGUCACGCUGCCGGUGCUCAGUCCCAUUACAAUGGAUACAAGAUUGAUAUUUCAUUGAAUGCUUGUGUUGAUGGAUACAUUAAAAAAAGUUUUCCAUUUAUUGGUAAUCGUGGCGAUGGUGCUGCUCAAUACAAGGCUUCAAGUGGAAAUGUAUAUGCAAAGGAAGGAAAUCAUUGGGACAUUACAUCUCUUCGGUCGUUUAUUGCGCAGUACGGGAUGUCGAAAGGACUAUGUCAUUGA